Messenger RNA from Didymodactylos carnosus, 2023 nucleotides. NCBI's taxonomy places the organism in Eukaryota, Metazoa, Rotifera, Eurotatoria, Philodinida, Philodinidae. The record is from the annotation of a GenBank genome assembly.
AUGAAUAUACGUUACACAGACUUAUUAGCAAAAACAGUAAAACGUAAGAAAAUCAAUGAUAAUUGUAAUAAUAAAUUGAAAGAAUAUUUUGAAAGAUAUGAACAUGGUGUUUUAUCUGGAACUGAACUUGAAAUUAAAUGUGGCAAAUGUGUUAAUACUGUAAAACUACCUGUUUUAUGUAAGGAACAAAACAUCCAAAAUUUUUCUCGUCGUCAUCCAUUCUCCUGUUGGUUAUCGUCCAUGUUAUUAUGUUUCUCAGGCUCUAUAUUAGCAAAUUUUUUACUUGGUGAACCUCCUAUUAAAGAUUUUCAACACCAUCAACAUUUGAUAUUAGCUUCACUCUGUUGGUAUCUGGUAUUUUAUUCUCCCUUUGAUUUAAUCUAUAAACUAUUAAAAUUUACUCCAAUUAAAUUAUUUGUUGGUAUUAUAAAAGAAAUUCAACGAACAAAAAAAGUUUAUGAUGGUGUACAACAUACACUGAAUAUUUAUCCAGACUCUUACAUCAUUAGUGUUGUUAUUGGAACAGUCAAAGGUAGUGGUGGUUCAGUCAUGGUAUUGAUUGAUCGUUUCGUGCGAGGUGUAUGGUUACCAACUCAACAUGAAUUCUUAUAUCCUACAUUUGCGACUAAAGCAUGUGUAAUAGCAGCGAUUGUAUUUACAAUGGAUCGUUAUUCAUUGAUUAAUUUUGAUCGUGAAUUAAUUUAUUUAUGCAUUGCUACCGCAUUUAUUUACGUUAAAAUCAUAUCCAUUUUUUAUAAACAAUAUGAUCCAUUGAUGCCAUUUGAGAAUUUAUCAUGUGGCUUACUAUUCAAUAAUUGGAUCGAUGCUAUAUCUGAGGCAUUUCAUCGUACAAAAACUCCACCGGGUACAACAUCUCAUUUAUUAUCAACAACAUUAACUCCGAUAUCCGGUUCUUCUUCGUCAUCGUCUACAACUGUUAUUAGUAAAAAAGACUCAAUGAACGGAAAUCUAAUGGUAACUGGACUACAACAAGUAAAAGGAUUAGAUCUGAAGAAACGAGAAUGAUUAUAAUUACCUUCACCGAUAUUUUUUUACGUCUUUUUUUUUUAUUUUAUUUGUCAACGUUGAAUUGUGUUUCCUGUUUUUGAUGUCAACUCUUUUUUCUUUUUUUUAUAACAACUAAUAUUAGUAUUGAUAUUAGUAUAUGUGUAUGUAGAACAGAAUAUCCCUCGAUUUUUCUAAAUAGCUCAAGUUACUAUCUACGAUAAAGACAUCAACAACUUUCAUAUUCCCAGCUGUAUCGACCGACAACACUAGAAUAUUAUAAGAGACUAAAAUACGUACAUAGCUCAUGAACAUUCUUGUAACUUGGGUAAUGAAAUUUAGAUGCUAUUUCAACUAUGAAUUCAUAAAGAAGUCCAUUAACAUACAACAGGCAGAUGUGAUAUCUCUGUCGAACAGUUCAAAUAUGCUCUUUUUUAAUGCGAUUUUCUAGUGAUAGAUGUGAUAUAACUGUUCAAUGUUAUGUUAUUUCUUUUCUCAUCAUUUAUCCCCUAAAUUUAUACUGUAUUAUUGAAUGAAUUAGUUAGUUACAUAUUUUUUAUUCAAUACCCGUGAUAUGCUUAUUAUAAGUAACGUAAACAAAUAAAAUGUAUUUGUCUGUUUUAUUUUGUUUGUUUCGUUAUUCUUCGUUAAUCUCACCGCAUUUAUCUACUUAUUCAUUUCUUUUUUAAUGAAUUAAUAUUUGACGUUUUUUGCUUGUCAAAAAUCUGUUGUUUUCUUAAUUAAAUAAGAAAUUGACCUAUUGGCAUGCUUUUGAUCUUUUACUUUUUUUUCUGGAGCUAAAAAUACGACAUAUUUUUCUCCUAUUGAGGAUCUUGAAUAAUAUAAUACAUCGAGUGAAUGACAGAUAAAAUCGGACACUUUUAUUUUAAUCAUAUCUCCUACUUUCUUACGAGGGAACCGCCCCAGGUGUCCGGCUCCGAUUUCGUUCGUUCAUACAUCAUUCGAUAGAGGACCUCGAGUAGGCAAAAAGGCUAAAAGGAUUUGGGCGGAGGGCCCU